Puntigrus tetrazona (Sumatra barb) is the source of this 3449-nucleotide messenger RNA. It is a transcript of the gene sh3gl1a, whose product is annotated as SH3-domain GRB2-like 1a. NCBI's taxonomy places the organism in Eukaryota, Metazoa, Chordata, Actinopteri, Cypriniformes, Cyprinidae. Gene Ontology annotation, molecular function: protein binding. The transcript is spliced from 10 exons. Bases 164 to 1264 code for a protein of 366 amino acids. Gene Ontology annotation, cellular component: presynapse; glutamatergic synapse; cytoplasm. The record is from RefSeq and is a predicted model, not a curated record. Gene Ontology annotation, biological process: synaptic vesicle uncoating.
GCUAGUUGGGGUGUGACGUGCACACUGCAGGUUUAAACUCUGACCGAUCAGGAAGAAGAGUUUUUUUUUUCACAGCUCUGUGGAAGCGUAUAGUUUUGUUUUUAAAUAUAGGGAGGAUUAAAUUAAAUCUUAAUUUGUUAAAGCGAAAAGAUCCGACGCAAAGAUGUCUGUUGCCGGACUAAAGAAACAGUUUUAUAAAGCGAGUCAGAUGAUGAGUGAGAAGGUGGGAGGCGCAGAAGGAACCAAACUGGAUGAGGACUUCAAAGACCUUGAGAGGAAGGCUGACAUCACCAGCAAAGCUAUAUCAGAUGUGCUCUGCAAAACUACCGAAUACCUGCAGCCUAACCCAGCAUCAAGAGCGAGGCUGACCAUGGUGAACACCGUGUCUAAAAUGCGUGGGCAGGUAAAGAGCCCAGGUUACCCGCAGGCAGAAGGCCUUCUGGGAGAGUGUAUGCUUAAAUACGGCCGUGACAUGGGAGAGGACACAAACUUUGGUGGCGCUUUAGUGGAGAUGGGAGAGGCCAUGAAGAGACUGGCAGAAGUGAAAGACUGUCUCGACAUUGACGUCAAACAGAACUUCAUCGACCCUUUCCAAACUAUAGUCGACAAGGACCUGAAAGACAUACAGCAUCAUCUGAAGAAACUUGAGGGCCGUCGACUGGAUUACGACUACAAGAAGAAGCGUCAGGGGAAGAUUCCGGAUGAGGAGCUCAGGCUAGCAGCAGAGAAGUUCGAAGAGUCCAAAGAAGCAGCUGAAACCAGCAUGCAAAACCUUCUGGAUACUGACGUGGAGCAGGUGAGUCAGCUCUCAGCUUUGGUCGAAUCUCAGCUGCAGUUUCACAGACAGUCUAUGGAGGUCCUGGAGGAGCUUGCGCAGCAAAUGAGAGAAAGAGUAAACAAGGCCCAGUCUCAGCCACGCCAGAAACGGAUGCCUGUGUCCAGACCCAGUUUUGAUUGCUCAGAACCGGAAGACUCUAACGGAGGCUGGAACCCAUCCGCUGCGCCACCCUCGCAUCCGUCUGCAGCGGCUCCCUCAUUUAACAGGACAUCUUCACGCCAGAAACGCAAUUCGACAGAUCAGCCCUGCUGCAAGGCUCUGUAUGACUUUGAACCGGAGAACGACGGAGAGCUAGGCUUCUGCGAGGGUGACGUCAUCACGCUGACCAAUCAGAUAGACGAGAACUGGUUCGAGGGAACCGUGCGCGGCCAGUCCGGAUUGUUCCCCUGUAACUACGUAGAGGUGGUGGUGCCGCUGCGGCACUGAUCCCACACAAAACAGGAAGAGGAAGUGCAAUGGCAGGUACACACAGGGAGACAGGAAAAAUCUGUGACUUGUAUUUCACUAUGAGCACUUUGACCUCCUGAGAGAGAUGUUGGGUAAUAAUACAAUAAGAGUCUGGGAUAUUAUUUGUUACUUAGGGUUCAGGUCCAGCAUUUAGUUCAUAUUAGGAAAUAUUCUCCCAAAAUGCAACAAACAUCAUUGAGAAGAGACAAUUUUCCUUUAGCUUUCCUAUAAUGCCAAGAAGUGUCUUCUGUUGGUAUUCACUGACCUCUACUGGCUGAGUUUGCGUACAACAGUUAAAAAAAAAUCUUGCCUAGUGUUUGUCCCUCAGCUUAGCUCUUUCCGAAUGGCUCAAAGGUCGAUGUAUUUGAAUACAACUUAUUUUAAUUCCUAAUGCAGUUGUUCAUUUGAAUAUCAUGACUGCUUGGCUAACCCUUUCCCGUUAGUUUAAGCUGUUUUGGGUUCGUUUCAUUUUCCAUAAAGGGAUACGCACCCAAAAAGUGAAGGGUGAGUAAGCGGCGAUGAAUUUGGGCGAGCUAUCCCUUUAAAUGCACUUUAUCUCUGCGUUAAUAAUUAGGUGGCUUUAGCAACGAAACAAGAAGGGAGGUCAGAGAGUCUUUGCAUGAGCAUUAACAGGGACGAUUUACUCAAAAAUAAAAGUUAAGUUUUAUUUUCUCACCUUUAUGUUGUUCCGAACACUUCCAGUUUCAGAGUCGUAUGGUUUUGAAUGGCAUCAGGGCGAGUAAAUUAAACUAUUUCCUUAAAUGAACACUUCCUGCUUGCAAAUCCUGUAGGUAAAUCCAGCCGUUUAAUGAACCAGAACUACCCGUUUGUGUUUAUGCACACGACAGUCAUUUUUUACUUUUCUUUUUCCGCAUGAUACCACACCUCGUUUACUUUUCUGGAAAGGGAACCUUUUAUAAAUCCACUUCUUCUGAGAAAAAUAGUGGCACUCGCAUAAUAGAAUACCUCCGCUUACAGAUGUUCGAGUUCAGCGUGAACGUCGAGUUCUUGAAAAGGGAAAUUAAGUGUGUGAACCGCUUUUGUGAUUCAGUUUUUUAAGCCCAGGUUGUCUUCUGUAUUAUUAUGGCUUUAACUAGUUUCACUUUCUCACUGGUUCUGGUUCUGGUUCGGCUUCUCAGGGAAAGGUACAUAGAAUCUCUUUGGGACUCGUUCUUAAUAUCAGACGUUCAGAACCAAAAGAAAAAAAAGAAAAAAGACGUUCUAGUGCUGACAGCUAAAUUUUCAUAAACCUUACCAAACUAAAGUUUACAUGGUUCCUAUAUCUUUUGUAUUUGUGGAUUUUUCUAGUCUUUUCGUUGCAGUACCAAUGUUAUUCAGCUAUUUGUGGAGCGCUUCUUGAUUUUUGAAGGUCUGUAAUCUGCAAAUAUCAAGGUGUAGUUCAAUGAAAAAUAAACGGCAGCUCUUCCAUGUGCCGUUACGUACCUCAUGAUAGACAUGUUUAGCAGUUUUAGAUUUUAUGAACAAAAUGCCAUUUUUCACAUUUCUUUCUCACCCCAAACUCUUCCAGGAAUCUCGACGAGGAAAUUGUGAAAAGUGGCAUCGGGCUGUAAUCUGUCCCUGUAGUAAAAGUAGGAAAUCAGAGCUGAGGGAAAGUGUGGUGUCCCAUGCUGUGCAUCAUAAUUGCCAGUGAUAGGUCAUAAAGUAUAAACCACAGCAUGUUCAGAAAGAAUGAGAUUUCGGCGGCAAACAUCAUGCCUCUUUUGAUGUGCCUUUUUUUCAUUUUUACUCGUGUAAUUGAUUUCGUAUUAAUCAGCAGUUCAGAUUUCAGGAAAAUCAGUUGUUUACGCCUGAAAGGAACCAGUGGGACCAGCUUUUGAAAAGUAUAGCUUCGGGUGAGAGACAUUGGUUAAGGUCUCGCUGCUUCUCACUGUAGUACUGUACUAUCUACAUGCCUUCUGAUGUUGCUCACACUACACUUAACGGUCAUAUUUUAUUAUGGGUGGAUUGUAUUUUGUGUAAUGGGAAAAAACGUACUGUCCCUGGUAAACGUUGUUAGACCUCAAAUCGAGAUUUAUGACGAUCGGAAAGUGUUUCAUAAAGAAUGCUUGUUUGAAUCAGUAUUCCCUCCCUGAUCCAUUUGUGAUUUUUAUGUUUUGUUAGAGAACGUUGUAUAUUUUCAUUUUAAAUAAAGGUGAAAACUGUA